Messenger RNA from Neopsephotus bourkii (Bourke's parrot), 786 nucleotides. RefSeq lists its product as uncharacterized. The record is from RefSeq and is a predicted model, not a curated record. The transcript is spliced from 3 exons. The coding region runs from base 130 to 786 and encodes 218 amino acids. NCBI's taxonomy places the organism in Eukaryota, Metazoa, Chordata, Aves, Psittaciformes, Psittacidae.
CGGCCCGCUGAGGACCAGAGCCCAGCGGGGUCUGACUUGCCCGGCGCCAUAGGACAGGCCGGGUGCGAGGCACGACCUACAGGCACGGGCCGCCCGAACCGGGCGGAAUCGGCUCUUCGGGACCGAAGUAUGGAGCAAAGGUGCUCCCAGAAAGCUGUGGGGUUUGCUCUAGCAAAGGGAAACCACCGAGCCCCGCUCAAUCGUGCUGCCAUGGGACACACAGAGUGCUCGGGGAACCCACACCCCGCGGAAGGAGCGAGCAGCAGCCGGGACCUGACGCGCACGGGAGCACCCCUGCCGUAUCACGAUCUUUUUCCCCGCCGGUGCUCCCGGUGCGCGCCCGGUGAAGGAUGGCUCUUUCCCAGGGGCUCGGCCCUGAUUUAUGUGAGAACCGCAGCGAGCCGGGGACGCCCUCGCACGGUGGGGACGGCGACGAGUCACGGGCAGGCGGCGGGUCCCGGGGCACCCACCCGCGACGGAGCCGACGGAGGGGACGUGCCCGGCCUGGCCUCGCAAGCCGCGGAACCUGCCGGUGCUCUGCUCGCUCCCGGGCCGUGCUCUCCCCGCACGGUGAGCGGCGGACUCGUCCUGGGUGUCUCCGGGUUCCGUUGCCCGGUGCGCCUGCAUUGGUGUAUCCCCCGGCUUAAGGUGCGCCCGCAUUGGUGUAUCCCCCGGCUUAAGAUUCCUCCGGCUGCAAGCAGGGCUUGUUUCCAUGUGGAUGAGGCCAUCCUGGGCAUGUCUGUCCCUGAAGCUGGCAAAUCUGCACCAAAAAUGGCACACAGCUGA